CACCACUGCCCACAACACAGCCCUACCAUCACCUGUCAUAUGGAGGUUGAGUUCGAGGCAGACAUCCUCUUGGAUGAAGAGUCCAACGAUUCACACCAUGAGUGUGAAGAGCCCAACGACUACGACAAUCAAAAGCUGUUCCACUUCUUUGAGUCGUAUCUCAACAAAUCCGUCAAUGAGUCCGAAGGUGAAGAAGAGCCCGAUCUCGAGGUGAACGAUAAGUUCCGCGAGUUUGUGGUCAACAGAGCCGCCAAAACACCGCAAACCAAUCGCUCCGUUCGUCACAUCUCUUGUUUGGCGGACAUUGAGAACCAGAAGUCAAUCCUAAGACAUAACACACCUAAUCGGAGAUCAGAUGAAUCUUUGGAAGAAUCCAUGAGUGAUGUAACGCUUCCCUGGAAUCUGAUUGAUAUGCCAGAGAAAGAAGCGAUUGAUUUGAUGAACACUUUAGGAGAAGAUAUAGAGAAUAAAGAGACGACUUAUCCACAGAUGAUCGCCAAUCAGAUGAGAGACAACUUCUCGAAACAAAUGGAUUUGUUGAGUGGUGUGAUGCUCGACAUGGAAAACACUUUCACUAAUAGUUUGCAAGAAAUUAGUGUCAAAUCAGCUGAAGAAAGGGUUGCUUUCAAUGAAUUAAUUGAUAAGGAGUUGAAAGAACUGAAUUGCAAAACUAAAUUACUAUCGAAAUUGAAGUUUGAUUUGAAUGUCAUUCGAGAGACCUGA
This is a messenger RNA of Oppiella nova, 723 nucleotides long. NCBI's taxonomy places the organism in Eukaryota, Metazoa, Arthropoda, Arachnida, Sarcoptiformes, Oppiidae. The record is from the annotation of a GenBank genome assembly.